Messenger RNA from Scylla paramamosain (green mud crab), 2299 nucleotides. Its product is annotated as broad-complex core protein isoforms 1/2/3/4/5-like. Bases 146 to 1924 code for a protein of 592 amino acids. The record is from RefSeq and is a predicted model, not a curated record. Gene Ontology annotation, biological process: regulation of transcription by RNA polymerase II. Gene Ontology annotation, cellular component: nucleus. NCBI's taxonomy places the organism in Eukaryota, Metazoa, Arthropoda, Malacostraca, Decapoda, Portunidae. Gene Ontology annotation, molecular function: DNA-binding transcription factor activity, RNA polymerase II-specific; protein binding; RNA polymerase II transcription regulatory region sequence-specific DNA binding. The transcript is spliced from 3 exons.
UGGAUGAAACUCUAGUCAAGGAGGAGAUGAUAGACCAAGGGGACACAGGGCAGGAAGACAUGAUGGACUCAGGGAUGGACUACGGCUCAGUGGGCAGCGACUCACGGCUGGAGGGCUCAGCGGGAGGCGGGGGGAAGAAGAUCACAUGUUACCUGGCAAGUAUGAACCCAAAGCCAAUCCCUCGCAGCAGGCCAUUCCUGAGGCUGUGGUGGAGGCACUGGCUGGACCCUCAGGGAUGCAAACGUGGUUAGGUGGAGGUGAGAUGCCUUCUGGGUUCUCUGGGCUAGAGGGCUACACAGGCAGUGAGGGGGGACAAGACCUCCACCCACCCUCCCAGGCCCCAGCGGCACACCAGCUGGUAUGGCGAGAGACAAUUUCUCAAGAGGGUGUGGGAAGACUGCCAAAGGAAGGAUGCCAAGGGACUUCCAGCCCCGCCACCACUAAACUCAGCAGUCCCUCUCCCCCAUCUCCCUCCCCCACAACCACCACUACACACCCUCACUCCACUACUGCUGCCUCCUCAUUUUCUGCGUGCUAUGCUUCAGUCUAUGGUUCCUUCCCCUCCAUCUCUUCCAUUUCUCCAUCUGUCUCCAUUUCUCCAUGUCCCUCUUCUCCUCCAUCUUUCCCCACUCUAGUAUCAGUGGGCCCAACAGUCUCCAGUCCCCCAUCCUGUUUUGCAUCCACUGCCUCCUCAUUCUCCCCUGAUAGCCCACAGGAAAUGCCCCCUCCACCACCUCCUUCAUCCCCUCCAUCUCGCUCCUUUGGCCCAUCCACCAGAGGUCACUUCCGCCCACGAAUUCAUUCUCAUCUCUCUCACAGUCUCCACAACUUCCAUUCCCACAUCACAAACGUCCGAUCCCUCUCCCAACCUUCUCAGUUCCCUCCUCCUCCUUCUUCUUCUCCUUUAUUCCCAGGCUCUCCAUCCCCCACCACCAACAUUUCUACCCCUACCACCACCACCAACACCUCUUCCUCCUCCUCCACUAUCUCCGGCCUUGAGACAACACUAGAAGAUAAGAAGCCAUUUUGCUGCGAGUACUGCCCUUACAAGACCACAAGAAAGACUGCUAUGAAGGAACACAUCAACAGCCACACAGGGAAGAAGCCCCAUGCCUGCCCCUUCUGUCCCUACCGCACGUGCUGGAACUCCUCCAUGGUGGUGCACAUGAGGACACACACUGGGGAGAAGCCAUACUCCUGCCCUCACUGCAGUUAUCAGGCCACCCAGCGCUCCUCCCUCAAGGCCCACCUCCUCACCCACCAACCCACCACAUUCAUGACUACUACCUCCACCUCUGCUCCUAUCACUUCCAUCUCUUCCUCUUCUGUUAAUGAAGGUGUUGCUGCUGCUGCUAUUGUUGCCACUACAAUUGCCACUGCUGAUGCUAGUGCUGCUGUUACUGGUGCUGCCUCUGCUCCUGAUCCCUCUGUUACUACUGCUUCUGCUUCCUCUUCCCCUACCUCCCUUAAUUCUCAGCCAUCCUUAACAUCAUCUCUUUCUGCUUCAACUUCCUCCCUUCUUAUCCCACAGCAAGAGUCUCUCUCCCCAAAUCCUGUUCCCAUUUCCCAGCAGUCUUCUCCUCCCUUCUCACCCCUAUCUUCUUCCCUCACCAGCCCUCAGCAUUCCUCUUCCACCUCCUCAGUUGCUUCUUUCCUCCCUUUCCAGCACACUCCAUCCUUCCUGAGCACAAGGCAUCCCUCCCCUGCUCCCUCACUUGCCAGCCAUCAUCACUCGCCUUCAUCUCUCCUCAGCCACCUCUCAUCAUCCUUUGCCAUGCCUCCAUCCCCUUCCCUGGCCAUCCUCCAGUCUUCCUCUCCUCUACAAAUACCACAGACCCCAAGCAUUGCUAUCUCACACACCCCUUCCCUUAACUCCCCACAAAGCCCCUCCCUAUCUUCUCACCAUCCCUCUCUUCCACGCUAAUGUCAUCAUUUCUCAAGCCACCUUGACUGCUGAUCAUACAACCUACCAAAAGAUGUGUGCCAGGAAAGUGAAAGCAUUUUGAUGACCUGAUGAAUUGUUUGUGCUUUCAUGGAGGGUUGUGGGUGGUGGUGUGAGGGAAGUCUCAUUGCUAUUGCUAUUAGUAGUUGUAUUCUGAGCAGGUUAAGUGUUCCUCUUUUUUAGAUCUAGUGGGGCAUAUUAUUAGGGGCAUCCUAAGAGGCUCCCUUCAUGCCUUCCUCCCUUCUGCCAUCCCUUAAUUCAUACAGUUUUGUUAAUGCUUGCAUGUUUGGUAGGUGUUUGAAUGCCCCAUAAUGGAUUAUUAUGAACUCAGUCAUUUUGUUUUCUUUUCUAUAAACU